AUGUAAUAGAAAAACUAUAUAUAAACAAAUAAGAAAAUUACAUAUGUAAUAGAGGAAUUGUUAGGAAGUGGGACAGGUGGAUAUGUUUAUAGAGCAUAUAACGACACAAAUUUAAGGAAAGAAUAUGUUGCUUUGAAAGUUUAAAAUUUUUUGGAUUAAUCAGAAAAAUAAACUUUAGAAACACUUAAAGGAAAAAAAUUGAAUCACGUUGUGAAUGUAUUGGAUUUAGAUUCUUAUAAUAAUUAAAUUAUCAUUAUAAUGGAUUUAGCUAAUGGAUCCUUUCAUGAAUUUUGGAGAAACUCAAAUAUAUAAGAUGUAUAAGAAAUUUUACACUAUUUUCUUUAAGUAAUUAUUUAAUAAAAAUUUUAAGAUUGUUAUAGGAACAUAAGAAUUACAUAGUUUAUCUUUAAUUCAUCGAGAUUUAAAAUUAGAAAAUGUAGUUUAUAUGGAAGUAAAUAAUAAAAUGCAUUUAAAAUUAUGUGAUACUGGAUUAAUGAGAUAAAAGGAUGGGAGGAAAACAGUCCGUGUAGGUACACCAUAUUACAUGCCACCUGAAUAAAUCAAUUAAUUUAUUUAUGAUGAAAAGGUUGAUAUUUGGGCAUUAGGAAUGUUACUAUAUGAAAUGUUAGCCAAAACACCUAUGGUGAAUGGUAAUAAUUAAUAUUUAAUUUAUAAGGAAAUAGUAUUGAAGAUUUAUUACAAAAGAUAAUAAAUAUAAAAUAAGCUUACAUUAAUUCUCAGAUAGAUUUUCUACCUAUUCCAAAUCAAGAAUAUUCAUAGGAAAUUAAAAUUUUAUUAAAAUAGAUGAUAAAUAUUACAAGUAGUUAAAGAAUAAAAGCAGAAGUGAUAGUAUAAAAAUUGAAAUUAAUUCUGAAAAUUAAUAACAGUUAAUAGAAUAAUGAUAAUUAAAGUCCUAAUAGUUAAAUUGACUCUACUAUUAAAGAAUAAAUUAGAUUAGAAAUUUAAAAAGAACUUGAAUAAAAGUAAAAAGAAGAGUUUGAAAAAUUAAAAGAAUAACAAACUUAAGAAUUAGAGUAACAAAAAGUUGAUAUAAUGGAAUCCUAUCAAAAAUAAAUGAGAGAUGAAAUAUUAAAAAUUUAAAAAGAAUGUGAAGAGUAAUUAAGAAUUAAAUUUGAAUUAGAUCUAAAAAACAAUGAGUAAAAAUUAUAAUAAUAACAUAAUUAAUAAUUAAUAGAAUUGAAUGAGAAGCAAUAAGAAGAACUUAAAAAUAAUCAAGCUAUAGAAAUGUAAAAUUUGAGAAAAUAAAUGGAAUAUGAAUAUUAAUAAAAUUUAGAAAAACAAAUAACAUAAAAAGAAUAAAUUAUUUAAAAAAAUAUGGAAGACUAGAUACAAAUGUAAUUAAAAAAUAAAGAAUAAUUUCUUAAAAUCUAACUUUAAGAAUAAUUAUAAAAAUAUUAUUAAUAAGAAUUUGAAUAAAAAUCAAGGGAUUUUGCAAAAUUCUAAAAUCUAAUGUUAAAUAUUCAACAAAAUAUAAUAAAAAAUAAAAUGCUAAUUGAGGAGUAAUUAAAAUAAUUAUAAUAAUAAUAAUAAUAAUAACGUAAUCCAUCCAUAAAAUAUCUAAAAUAUAAUUAAACCUUUUAAACUUAGUUAUAAAAUAAAUUAAAUUAAUUAUAAUUAUUAAGUUAAUAACUACCUUAAGUUAAUAUAAAUUUUAAUUAAUAAUAAACUAAAUACUGUAAUUAAGUUGAUGAAAAUCUUAAAAAAUUAACUUAAAUUAUAAAUAGUUAAUAAGAUAUUUUGAAUGUUGAGAAUAUUGAAAAUUUUAUUAAAGAUAUCAAUAAUUAACUCAAAUAAAUAAAGGAUGACUAAUAAAAGUAAUCUAUAGAAUAAGAAUAACAAGAAUAUAUGGGCAUAUAAAUAGAUUCUGAAGAUUUUAUUGAAAAAUUAUAAAAUAGCACUUAAAAUUUAGAAUUAAAAUUAUAAACACUUAAUAUAGAUUUUGAUCUUUUAUUAAAAAAAGAUAAUGAACUAUUCGAAUAAUAGUAGAGUGUAAAUAAAUAAUUUUAUUAAAUUUAAGUAGAAUUUAAACUUCUUUAAGAGAGUGUAGAGAUUUCAAAAAAAGUAUAAACUCAACUUCAUGAAGUUAAAAAAAUAAAUAAAUAACUAUCAAAUUUGAUGGAUAAACUUUCUAGAUUUGAAUAAAUUUUAUAAUUUUGCAUGAAUUAGAUUUCUGAAUAAAGAGAAUAGGAUUUAUAGUUAAUUAUAUAAAAUCUAAAUGUGUUUAUCCAAAAUAUAAAUAUAUGGGAAUAAAAAAUAGAUUAUUAUAAUCAGAAAGAAAUAGAUAAUGAAUAAAAGGAAGAGUAAGAAAUGCUUUAAGAAUUAAACAGGUAGUUAUAAACUUCAAUCUAAAUCAGAAAUAAAUUAAUAUUAUUAAUAGAAUAAUUAAAAUCUGAUAAAAAUUAGAAUUUAUAUAAAAUAUUUACAUCUAUUGAAUAAGAAGUUAAUAUUUCUAUUUAUACAUUGUAAUCAGCUGAUAAUACUUAUGAAAAUUUUUUAAAAAAACAAUAAUAAUAAAUUAUACAAAAACAAUUAAUUUAUUAAAAGCAUUAAAAAAUAACAAUUGAUUUAAUAGAAUAAACAGACUCUUUAAAAAAAACUCUGGAUAAUUUAGAAAAUUAAAACUAACGUAUGUAGAAUAUGAGUAAAGAUGAAGAAAGCCUUUCCAAUAUAAUGAAAGAAUUAGAAAGAAAUAAAACUAUUAUUUUAGAUGAUUAUUAAAUUAGAAUAUCUUAAAUUGUUAGUUAAAUUGAUAAUUUUGAAAAGACUAUCUUUACAAACAUUGAAGAAGUAAAAUUAGCAGAAAUUAAAAUAACUUUUUAAAUUGAUUUUAUAUCUCAAUAACUUACAAGUGAAGUUAAUAAACUAAAUAAUAUCGAAUAAUAAAUUAAUGAAUUAAAAAAUGAGAAUAUUGAUCAAUUAAGUUAAUCCUCAGAAAAAAAUUAAGAAGAUUUGAAAUCCAAAUUAAGUAAUUUAUAACUAAAUUAAAUAAAUUAAAGUUACAAUCAAAUAAAAAAUUAUAAAACCUAAUUUCAAGAUUAUGUAGAUGAUUAUAAUAAAAGAUUAAAUGAACAUAUAUAAAAAUGUAAUUUAAGUUUUCAAUUUAUUGAUUUAAAUUAGAAAUUAAAAAAUAAAGCUUUCAAUGAUUAAAUAUAAAUACUACAGUAAAAAGAAAAUAGUGAUAAAAAACUAGUUCAAAAAUAGAUUGAAAGAAUUUAAAUUAUUAAAAAAUAAGUUCAAGAGUUUAAUGAUUAAUAAAUGUUAGAGUUUAUAAGCAAUUAUAUAACAGAUUCUUAAGCAAUUACUGAUUAAGUGGAAUCUAUGUAAUCACAUAUAUAGAGUUAAGUUUAGUUUGUAACUAAGGAUCAAAAAAAUUAAUUUAAUAAACAAAUCGAAAAAUAUCUAGAAUAAAUCAAAUAAUUGUAAAAAAAGAAAAAAAAUAACUCUGCUUAUUUUGAUAAUCUUCAAUUUUAUGAGAGAAAUUUAGAAGUAAUCAAAAGUUUUGAUCUUCUAUUUUAAUUAUUUUUUUUGAUUAAGAGAGAAAUAGUGUAUUAUUAAUAGAAUUAAAUUAAUAAUUCAUAGGCUUAAAAAUUACAAAGGCAUUAAGAUGAACUAAAAAAUUAUAAUGAAAUUUUUUAAAAUAUAGAACUAUGCUUAAAUUUUUAUAUUCAAUAGAAUAACUAAUUUUAGGAUUAAAUUUUACUUAGUUCUAUAAGUAAAAUUGUAAAAAUAUUAAAUGAUACUAUUUAAAAAAAUAAAAAUGAUACUAAUUAAAAAAAUAAAAAUGAUACUAUUUUAACAAAUAAUAAUGAUACUUUAAAAAUAUUAAAUCAUACUAUUUAAUAAAAUGAAAUAGAUUUAGUGAUGUAAUUGUAAGAGUCAAAUAAAGAAUUAAAAAUUAAGAUUUCAUUAUUAUAAAAUAACAUAGAAUCUUAAAAUAAGGUGAAACUCAAUGCUAAAAUAAAGUAAACAAAUAUGAAUGAUUAAAAAAAACAAUUUAUAAAAGAUUUGAAGCAAGCAUUUUCUCAUCCCAUCCCUAAAUAUAGUGAUAUAAAUAUAAAAUAAUUGGUUAGUAUAAAAAAUUAGAAAUGA
Paramecium pentaurelia is the source of this 4110-nucleotide messenger RNA. The record is from the annotation of a GenBank genome assembly. NCBI's taxonomy places the organism in Eukaryota, Ciliophora, Oligohymenophorea, Peniculida, Parameciidae.